This is a messenger RNA of Medicago truncatula (barrel medic), 1119 nucleotides long. RefSeq lists its product as uncharacterized. The transcript is spliced from 2 exons. Lineage: Eukaryota; Viridiplantae; Streptophyta; Magnoliopsida; Fabales; Fabaceae. The record is from RefSeq and is a predicted model, not a curated record. Bases 350 to 826 code for a protein of 158 amino acids.
UUCCCGGAUAAUAUAGCUUGUUGAUUCCCACACCUUUCUCUUCCCACUCUUUUUUGCGCGUCUCUCUCGAACACGGAAGUGUUAUGAGCUUCUCUGUAACUCCCGAGUGUUAUUCUCUCUCUAUCUCAACUCGUUCCUCUCUCUUCCCACUCUAUGCCUGAAGAAGAUAAAUCAAUUGAAGCAGAUCUAGAACUAGGUUUUUCAGAAGAAACACGCGAUCCAGCAAUAAUUUCUUCGUUGAUUUUUUAGUGCGAGCAAUAAUUUGUUCAUUAUGCUGCAACGUUGUUCAAUUGAAAGCCCUUUUUUCAUUUUCUUGCCUUAGAAGGUUAUACUUACUUGGCAAAAAGAAAUGGGUGGUAGUGUAGAUCCUUCAAUACUUUCAAGAAAACGUAAAAGAAAUGAAGAGGUGGCAGAGCUCGAGGAAACAAUCUUCAUUGUUUUUAGUGUUGUUACUGUGCUAUUGGGUGCAAUAGCUUGGUAUCACAACAAAUGUAUUGAUUUAGAGGAACCAAGCUCCGCAACAAAGAAAAAAGUACUAUGUACUCGUGCUAAGAAGAGAGACGAAGAGAGGACAAUCAAUUCUAUUAUGAGAGAUGUGGCUGAGUCAUUGAAAGACCUUCUACAAGUUACUAAAAAGAGGAUGGAAGGAAAUUCUCAAGAAAUGGUGCAAGAAGUGUUGAAUGAAAUGAAGAUGAUUAUUGAUAUUGAUGAUACUAUACGUUAUAAAGCAAUCAAUUGGUUGAUUGAAAAUCCAAACAGAUUGGCGAUUCUCAAAGCUCUUCCGUUGAUUAAGAAGAAGGAUUUCCUCUUGGCUUCCAUGUCUUGAGACCAAGGUAGUUUUAGUUGAAUUUUUGUUCAUAAUUCUCUAUCACUUUUGAUUUCAACUUAGUAAGUCUUAGGUAAUCCCAAUGUUCUAACUUCUCACCCUCUUGGAGGAGCAGCGACUUGAAACAUUGUAUAUUUUACUAAUUUUCUAAUACUGUUCAAUUGAUGGUGCUCUUUUUUUAUUUGAUUUGCAUGUAUGCAUACUUUAUUUUGAACAUAUUAUGUCUUAUCCCAAAAUGUUGGUCUGGAUCAAAUUCUGCACUUGACAAUUGAAUGAUGACAAGUUAAGUUUAA